AAAAACCUGAACUGCAAAAAAGCAAAACAACGAAUCAAAACCCAACAAGAUCACAUGCGUCUCACGUGUAUCAUUACGUGGUUAAAUUUCAUUGGUUGUAUCCACGUGAAGGACAAGGUAGUAUCAUCCAACAGUUCCACACCCAAAAAAAACCUCCUCCUUCUUUCAUCAUCAACAAGCUCAUCACCGACGCUGACACCACUCUCUCGUCAGCGCCUCACCGGGUCACACAAAAUUUUAAAAAGAAUCUAAACAGAAACGCUGAAAACUCCUCACAUUUCAAGGAGUUCUGUAAAAAGAUUAGAGAGAGAAAAGAAUAGAGCUGUUGCUUGCUGCUGCUGCUGCAUCAUUCAUCAGUGAGAAAGUCUGAAACACACAAAAAAGAAGAAGUACCAAGUAUGGAUGAUUUCAGAUCCAAAUCCUAUGGUGAUGGAAGGAUGCAGCAGAUUGAGAGAUAUUCUGGUGUGGGACCCACUACGUCAUCUGGGAUUAACAUCAACAGCAGCAGCAACAAUAUGCAGGAUUUCAGGAGCUACAGUGCUUCCUAUGCAACCUCAGCGCACCCAGCUGAAACCCAGAACCAAAACGAGUCCAAGUUCAAGAAGGGCAAGUCUACAAAUGCGGCUGUUUCAAAGAGCUGGAGUUUCAAUGAUCCUGAAUUGCAGAGGAAGAAAAGGGUUGCUAGCUAUAAAGUCUAUACUGUUGAAGGCAAAGUCAAAGGGUCUUUCAGAAAGACCUUCAGGUGGCUUAAAAACACGUGCACCAGAGCCGUUAAUGGCUGGUAGUAAGUAAAGUUCUGAGCUUCUUCUGGGCAUUUUGCUUGAUUCCAUUUUUAUGUAAUAAUGUUUUGAUCAAGUGUCUUUCUUUCAAUAUGGUAUUUACUAUUUGGUUCUGGAGGUAUAGGAUUUUAUGAGGAUUGGAAAUGUUGGGAUGUGAUUGUUGGUGAAUAAUUUGGUUUAUGCUUUGUAUAUUUGGGGUACCUGUUGGAAAUGGAAGCCUCUUUCCAAUUGAGUUUAUGUUUGUUUUUGUUGGGUUUCUUAUAGAUGGUAAUAGUAGUGGGGGGAAUAAGGUAUGUGAAAGUAUGUUGAUAUUUGUGUUGUGUAGUAGACUCAAUGCUGAGGCUUCCUAAACUAAGAUUUGGUGGAUUUAGAAGAGAAAAAGAUACAACUUUUUGUUGCAAUUGUUAACGUAGGUGUUAUAUAACAAAAGUUGUGUCACUGGAGCUGUGGAACAAAGUUGGGGCAGACCAUAGCCUCCUGAAUAUCUUAGAUAACAUAGUAGAGGUGGGCAAGAGAGAUUUGUUUAGUUUUACUAAUUACCAACACUCUUUUUGUUUUCCUUUCUGGGGCAUAUGUCUGCUGUUGUAUUAGGUGUGUUUCUGUUUGUUGGAGAUGGAGUGGAGAGGCAUUAGUUUUUUUAAUCUUGUGUGAGACAUUAAUUCAUCCAGGGGCUUUUGGAGAGGGCAUCUAUUUUCAGUAAAGAUGUCUCCUCCUGUACUGAGCUUUUUAACUUUAGAAUAUAUUCAGGGGGGGAGUUCUGUUAUGCCUUGUUUCCCAAGUGCUUGUUCUGUUCUUUUUGCUCUGCAAGGUGAAGAUCUCCCUCUUUUUCACUUUAAUGAAUUUGCUUUUACAGUACAAAUGGCAACAUAGAAUUUGUUCCAUGAAACAUGGAUUGAGGCUAUAAUUAGUCCAUGUAUAAAUUCCUUUUGUAAUUUUUGGCUAUAGAUUUUUCUGAAAUCUUCGCCCAAUUACUUGUAUUAGUUGUAUAUAUCUAACCUUGUCAGUUCUUUUGACAGAGUAACAGUGCAAUUUAGUCUCAUCUC
This is a messenger RNA of Quercus lobata, 1822 nucleotides long. RefSeq names its product DUF3511 domain protein (DUF3511). The record is from RefSeq and is a predicted model, not a curated record. Bases 399 to 785 code for a protein of 128 amino acids. Lineage: Eukaryota; Viridiplantae; Streptophyta; Magnoliopsida; Fagales; Fagaceae. The transcript has a single exon.